AGACCGAAAGCGUCGCGAAACGCCUCUAAAAAAUUCGUGCGGCGGCAAAGUGCAAAAAAAAAAGGAUUCCUCCUACAUCCUAUAUAUCCUUUAUGCGAUAUAUAUAUCCUUGGUGCGAGCUCUUAGUUUUGUGUGUGAUUUUUAAGCCUUUUUCUUAGAUCUAAUUCGCAGCUCUAAAUAUUUGGAAUAUAAACACUUUUUGGAUACCAGAAAAAUUAAUUGAGAGUUCUAAACAAAAGUGAAGAUGCCUUACCACCGACUGAGUAUUCUAGGACUGCUCUCCUUGACGCUCCUCUCCCUGGCUGCUGCCGAUGUGGGCUAUCAUUACCAGCGACCCACGAGACCCACAGCUCCUUCAGCUCCCUCAGCUCCUUCGGGACCAGGCUCCAUUUACACUGGCCACCAGUUUAGUGCCUUGCCCACGAUCCAUCCACUGCCACCAAUACCAGCUCUGCCGCCUUUGCCCACCGCCAGGGUACCCUUGCCCAGAAGUCGUCCCACUGCACCCGCUGCCAGUUUUGUCAGUCGCUAUUUGCCACCCACAUCAGCACCAGUGGUGUCCACAUAUAUACCACCAGCGGUGGUUGCUCCCAUCUCCUCGAUUAGCUUCCAUGGAACGCCGACUCUGAAACCCGUUUAUGGACCACCUCAACCUUUAAGGAUCUCUUCGCCAGUGCCUACGUUGUCCACACCCAUUGUGGUGCCACCCACUGGACCUGCUCCUCUGGCGGCGGGUGGAAACCUAAGAAUACCCUUUGGCAAGCAGGCACUGAUCUCUCCCGGAGAGUCCUAUGUGUCCAAUGGCAGGCAGCUGAAGCAAUACGCCGUCAUUGAGAUCAUAGACAACGACAUAGACGAGACUCCGGCUCCAUUCCUGUCGGGUUCCAGCUUCUUUGAUCGUUUUGGAGCCCAUGUGGGUGCUCCGGCGGCCAAUGGCAUUCAGUUAGAUUCCCGAGCAAACGCUUUAUUGUUGGAGCAACAGCAGCUGGCCAUUCAGCCGAGAUCUCAGGGAGGAUCAUCGCAAGGCGGAGAUGCCAUAGCCUUGGGGUCAGGAGGAUUGGGCUUUGUGCGUUUGGCCAAUGGCAAUGUGUACCUGGGCUCGGGUUCUCUGGGCUACAUCAGUGGUCAACAGCGGGUGGCCUCCGUUUUGGAUGCUCGCACUCGUUCAGAGUCCACCUCGGAUGCCCUGCACUUUGGUCAUGGUCCUCUGGGCGGAGCGGAUAACCUGCUGAGGUUCAAGUAGUAGAGAGGCUAUCGAUCGACCUAUCCUAUCCACACUCUACACUCUCUCACUCAUUCGCUCAUCUAUCUAUAAAGAAAUAUAAAUAAAUAUUGUAAAUAUUUGUAAUUAAACACACGCCUUCUUUUGUCUUAGAUUGUAAGAUUGCUUUCGAUAUUUAGAGAUUCUUGUACAUUUGUCCUAUGCGAAACAACGAAACUUGAUCAAAUAAACUUAU
This is a messenger RNA of Drosophila kikkawai, 1457 nucleotides long. Its product is annotated as calphotin. NCBI's taxonomy places the organism in Eukaryota, Metazoa, Arthropoda, Insecta, Diptera, Drosophilidae. The record is from RefSeq and is a predicted model, not a curated record.